This is a messenger RNA of Colletotrichum costaricense, 1149 nucleotides long. Its product is annotated as tat pathway signal sequence. Lineage: Eukaryota; Fungi; Ascomycota; Sordariomycetes; Glomerellales; Glomerellaceae. The coding region runs from base 1 to 1149 and encodes 382 amino acids. Gene Ontology annotation, biological process: one-carbon metabolic process. The record is from RefSeq and is a predicted model, not a curated record. Gene Ontology annotation, molecular function: zinc ion binding; carbonate dehydratase activity. The transcript is spliced from 3 exons.
AUGUCUUCCCGUCUCAUCACCUUCGGCUUCUUCGCCGCCUCUAUCUCCCAGGUUCUGGCCUCGUGCGCCUAUGGAACUCACUUGGAUCCUCGCGCUGAGGAGGGAAAGGUCAAGGUCAACAACUUUGCUUACACCGGCAGCAAUGGCCCCUUGAACUGGGUCGCUCUGGAUACUACUGCCAACCAGCUGUGCGCCACGGGAACCACCCAGUCCCCUAUCGACAUGGUGGCCGGCUCCUUCAACGUUCUCCCCGGAAGCUCCAUCAACCUCCAGAUCCCCGACAUGGCCGAUGGCACCGAGUUCGAGAACUUAGGAACCACCGUUGAGGUUAUCGCCAAGGGCGGAUCGAUGCAAGUUGGAGGCAGCAACUUCACCCUGCAGCAGUUCCACUUCCACUUGCCCAGUGAGCAUCUCGACGCCGGAAAGAGCAUGGCUAUGGAGAUGCACAUGGUCUUCGAGGGUGCCAACCAGGAGAUUGCCGUCAUUGGUACCUACAUCGACCUGGAGCAGGGCGCUGCCGCUGCUGCCCCCGCCGCCCCUGUCGCCGAGGCUGCUCCUGUUGCUGAAGCUGCUCCCGCUGGAGGAAACGCAACUGCUGAGCGCCGCACCAAGCUGGCCCGCCGCGCUGCUACUGGAGCCGCGGCCGAAGCCCCGAAGGCUAUCCCCGCGAUGGGAACCAACCCGAUCAAGGCCGAGGCUGCUUCUUCUAGCCUUCUCGAGACCGUCUUCUCUUCCCUCGGUGCCAUCAAGGAGCCCGGUACUGUCACCAAGACUGGCGCGCUGAACAUGCAGGAGGUCGUCACUCUUCUCUCUGCCGGCAGCUUCCAAAGCUACAUGGGUUCCCUCACUACUCCUCCCUGCUCUGAGGGUGUUCAGUGGCUCGUCUCAACUCAGCGCCUGAUGGUCCAGCCCCAAACCUUUACUGCCGUCCGUGAUGUCAUUGGCUUCAACGCCCGGUUCCCCCAGAACACCCUCGGCCAGGCCAACAUCAUCCAGGUCGCCCAGCAGAGUCUCACUAGCGCCAACAUUGCCAACCCCGUUGCUGCUGCUCCCGCUGUCGCUGCUCCUGUUGCCGCUGCGCCCGCCGCUCCUGCUGCUGAGGCUGCCAAGGAAGCCGCUCCCGCCGCCGCCCCGGCCGCUCACGCCUAA